UACGAGUUGCAGGACAAACAAGUGAGGCAGGAUGCUUGUUGGGCUGUAUCUUACCUGACAGACGGACCGGAUGAGCAAAUCACUCUUGCGCAGACUAGCGGGGUGCUACCGUAUGUGCUUGAAUUCCUGAGAGAUACGGAUGCAAUGGUUGCUCCAGCUUUGCGUGUGCUUGGAAACAUGAGUACCGGUAAUGAUGAACUAACACAGUGUGUUGUGGAUCUCAAUACAUUGGACGAAAUCAUCCCACUCUCCGAGCGUUCGAAAUCUACCACCGUUGUCAAGGAAUGCUGCUGGCUAAUUUCUAAUAUCAUUGCUGGAACCAAUAGCCAAAUCCAAGCAGUCAUCGACGCAGGAAUCAUGCCAUUCAUUAUUGAAGUUUUGAAAUCUGUGAGUUCCACAGCAUCCACAUAUGUCGGAAGUGAAAAACAUUGCCAAAUCUCUUUUUAG
Cylicostephanus goldi is the source of this 447-nucleotide messenger RNA. Lineage: Eukaryota; Metazoa; Nematoda; Chromadorea; Rhabditida; Strongylidae. The record is from the annotation of a GenBank genome assembly.